GUCAUGCUGAUAAGGGGACAAGCUAAAGCAUGAUUUGAACUCAUGUAAACCCUCUAUAUACUGUCAACAGAAAAUCCACGCUUUGUUCUUAGUCGAAAAUGGAGCCACGACCUAAAACCUCUCAAUAUGCAAGGAUAUUCCGAAAACCACCAAUCCAGGUGAUUGUAGGGAGUGCUAAGGUCCCCUAUUAUGUCCAUCCUGAAGCCCUGUCAUGGUGCAAAAACUCGGCACUAAGUGCGCAAAUUGAAGGGCCAUGGAGGCAGCACGGAGAUGAAAGUCCAAUUGACUGGUCCGACUUCGAUGAGCAGACAGUCGAAUGCGUCUUAAGCUACCUUUAUACGCAGGAUUACUACGUCCCGCAGUUGGAAGUUGCUCCGGAUGAUAGUUGCGAAAGCAAAGAUGACUGCAAAGAGCCCAUUGUAUCUGAGUCUACGCCAGAUAAUCAGAAAUUACCUAACAGGCCAUUAACACCCUUGGGUCGGUGUCUCGAGGCUGGCCUACCUGCAAAUAAAAGCCUUACUGCUGCAGGUACUUGCACCGACGAAGCAAUUCAGUAUUUUAACGAUAGCCGUGGAGCUGAAAUUCUCAUUCACGCGAAAGUAUAUUGUUUCGCACAUCGAUAUUGUAUCCGUGAACUUGAGGUCUUUGCACUACAGCGUCUCACAAAAUCUCUUCUCAUCUUAGAUGCAGACGAAGAGGCUGUGUUUUCGUAUGUCGCAGAUGCUAUACGUGUUGUCUAUGGUUCGACCCCGGGCGCGUACUUGCAAGAUAAUCCUGCUCGGAAGUUAUUAUCUCAGUACGUUGCGAUCUAUUAUACUCUGUUUACUCUGUUAGGAUGCGAGAGCUUUGAUCGGGUUAUGGCAGAGGGCGGUGAUUUCGUGGUUGAUUUAUCGCACAAGUUGGCUAGACGACUCAGGACGACCGGACUGGGUGCCCGGUCUCUGGAGGAACAAAUGGAUGAGCUUCAAUUAAAAGUUUCUUCAUUGAAGCAAGGUCUUAAUGAGCAUGAAGACCAGCUUCAAAGCGCCAAGGAAGAAUUUAUGGAGUGGGAUAGCUGGAAUCGAGGGAUUGGAAAGAAUAAAAAGGCAAAAAGAAAGGUGUAAUCAGGGAUUGCUUCCACUUGAUACACUACAUCGUUGAGCGGACAACCUCAAACUUUUCAUUCAUACUACAUGAUGGCAAUUGGCUGGAGCUGGGGUUCGUUAUAUACUCGGGGAAAUAAGAAUGGACACUCCGCUGCGUGCAGCAAAAGAGAAAUAGUGGUUGUAU
This is a messenger RNA of Aspergillus eucalypticola CBS 122712, 1269 nucleotides long. RefSeq lists its product as uncharacterized. The record is from RefSeq and is a predicted model, not a curated record. Lineage: Eukaryota; Fungi; Ascomycota; Eurotiomycetes; Eurotiales; Aspergillaceae. The coding region runs from base 99 to 1103 and encodes 334 amino acids. The transcript is spliced from 3 exons.